AUGAAUGAUUGGGCUCCUCCUCUCAUAGCUGCAGCACUCUUUUGGCUAUUAUCACCAGGAAUGAUCUUUCAGCUUCCAGGAAAGAAUGCACCCUUUGAGUUUCUGAACAUGAAGACAACAAUCGCAUCAAUUUUCGUACACGCAGUUAUUUAUGGUUUGCUUCUUAUGUUGUUCUUUGUUGUUCUUAAUGUUCAUCUUUAUAUCACUUGA
Molecule: messenger RNA, 210 nt
Organism: Lathyrus sativus (Indian pea)
Lineage: Eukaryota; Viridiplantae; Streptophyta; Magnoliopsida; Fabales; Fabaceae
Source: the annotation of a GenBank genome assembly